AUGGCAGACAAGAAAGCAACAGAACCAACAACAAACCCCCGCGGCAUCCCCGUCGCUCCCUUCGUCGACAAUGUCUCCGACUACGUAACGACCCGCGCAGACGUCGAACCGACCAUGAACUCCUUUCGCGAGAUGAUAUCUAAGUACCAAUUCAUGGAAGUCAACACAACGCGGCGCGCGGCGGGGCUCCGCGAAAAGAUCCCGGACAUCAAGAAGACGCUCGAGAUGGUUCAUUUCUUGAAAGCGCGGCGCGAGAAUAGCUUGGGGCCCCUCGAGACGAACUUUGAACUUAAUGAUACGCUUUAUGCGCGCGCGGCGAUCGACACGCAAGAUACCGAUGAGGUGUACCUGUGGCUCGGGGCGAAUGUGAUGCUUGCGUAUCCGAUUGACGAGGCUGUGGUGAUGUUGGAGGAAAAGCUCAGUGCUGCAGAAGUGAGCUUGGCGAAUUGUGAUGAGGAUUUGGAGUUCUUGAGGGAGCAGAUUACGACACUGGAAGUUGCUACGGCGCGUGUGUAUAACUGGGAUGUUGUGCAGAGGCGGAAAGAGAAGGCGGAGGGGAAGGAAGAAGACAAAUAA
Molecule: messenger RNA, 576 nt
Organism: Aspergillus calidoustus
Lineage: Eukaryota; Fungi; Ascomycota; Eurotiomycetes; Eurotiales; Aspergillaceae
Source: the annotation of a GenBank genome assembly